Molecule: messenger RNA, 1018 nt
Organism: Osmia bicornis bicornis
Lineage: Eukaryota; Metazoa; Arthropoda; Insecta; Hymenoptera; Megachilidae
Product: sperm flagellar protein 1-like
Exons: 3
Coding region: 343-1008 (221 amino acids)
Biological process (GO): regulation of cytoskeleton organization
Cellular component (GO): axoneme
Molecular function (GO): microtubule binding
Source: RefSeq, a predicted model, not a curated record
ACAGUUCAAUAAGCGUUGAAAUUUUUAUUUUAAAAAAAUAGAGAAAAGUCCAAGUCAAUAUUAUUUCUCUCAUUAAUUUUUUUUACAAUGUUCUAUGAUUGUAUUUAAUUUCUAUGAUGUAAAAGAUAUAAUAUAUGCAUACAAGAUGAUUAUAACAAAAGCAUCUCAAAACGGUAGACAAAAGUGAAGUUGCAUUCACGAGGAACGUGUCGUGCAAUUUACCAUUCAAUAAAAAUUUUCGGACUGACAGAACGUCAGCAGACAAAGAACGAUGACGUUCAUAAAUUUCAAUGUAUAAAGAAGUCAUUUUCGGAUUUUUCCUGUUGCAGAUGAUAUAGAAACAUGAGCGUGGAAUCAGAAGCAUCUGAUAAACUGGGAGAGAUCUAUACUUGGAUCGAACAAAUAACAUUCUCCAAGCCGAAGAAAAAUUUGGCUCGAGAUUUUUCUGACGGUGUUUUCAUGGCAGAAUUGUUAAAACGAUAUUAUCCGAAAUAUGUGGACAUACAUAAUUAUAUCCCUGGAAAUAGUGUUGCAAAGAAAAUAGAUAAUUGGUGUACAUUAAAUCGCAAGGUAUUUUCGAAACUUGAUAUGAAAUUAGGGAAGGAUUUAAUUAAACAGUUGGCUAAUUCGCAACCUGGAGUGAUCGAAAAGGUCUUGAUCGACUUGCGGGCUAAAAUUCUGAAGGACUGCAACGCUGAUAGGAACUCUUUGUAUUCUGAAUACGACGAAAACGCGAAGAAUGACGAAGUUAAGUCUGUGCUCAAUCCGGAGGAAAUAGCAAAUAAAACAGUUCCUCGCCACGUAUUUGUCCGACUUAAACAAGAACUAGAAGACAAAAAUGAAGUUAUAAAUUCACUUCAUCAGAAACUCUCUCAUCUACAGUCUCUGAUAAAGCUCAAAGAUCAACGGAUUUCCGAUCUUACGUCGCAGAUAAUAAAAUCCAGCGACUAUAAUUCGUCAUCCGCAAAUAUAAGCGUUACAAAUUCGAAGUAUCGAAACAAGGUGUAACGAAUAAAUU